This is a messenger RNA of Hymenoscyphus albidus, 1164 nucleotides long. The record is from the annotation of a GenBank genome assembly. NCBI's taxonomy places the organism in Eukaryota, Fungi, Ascomycota, Leotiomycetes, Helotiales, Helotiaceae.
AUGCUAACAAUCAGUGAAAUCAUCGCUGGAGUCUCCGUCCUCUUUUCUGGCCGGCUAGCUAAACCAAUAACUCCAAAUCAAGCACAAGAGGGAUUGCCAUCCCUACCAAUGGAGGUAUUGUUACUCAUCGCGCAAUUCUUGUCCACGCCUUCUAUAGCAUGUCUUGCCCUUUCCAUUCGCUCUCUCAACAACAUACUUGGAAAAAGCGCUAGAGAAACACUUCAACACCAAGACAAAGAGACUCGUCUCGAAUAUCUGAUUCUCCUCUCAAAAUCCCGCCCUCGUCACUACGUGUGUCAUAGCUGCGUUCUACUACACCUAGUAUCACACAUCUAUCUCCCCCAUCAUCCAGCGCCCGAACGGCUCUGGUGGUCUCACGGACCCUGCUGGAUGAGAUAUCAUCGCGUCGCAGACGUCGGGAACGAUUACAAUCCAAUGAGUACCUCUGCAAUCCGCUUCGGCUUUUCCCAUGUCAAUGCAGCGAUGAAGAGACAUCAUCAAGGCAACUCCCAUGGCAUACCUGUCUCGGCAUUUUUUUUCACCGGGUUGAGAGAUGCUUUCACGGGACCCAAAAUAAUAAUUUCGACGGAGGCUAGAAUUGUGGAUAACAACUUCCUCUAUAGAGUGCAUCAAUGUGUUCUCCUUCCCCGGGACUGCUGUCAGGACUUUGCAGACAAAGGUUACUUCGCUAAUGGUGGUUCCUGCGCUCAUGAAGGAUUGGAAACUCCCAUUCGAUUAACUCUCAAGAACAUCUUAGUUGCCCUUGAUCCGCUUCCAGAAAAUGGACAGUGUCGAGAAUGCUCUUUGGAUUAUGAAGUCAUCGGCGUCGACUGUGGUGAAAUGGGGAUUACCAUAUUUUUCACUCGCUGGUUGGACUUUGGAAGUGGCAUUUCUCCAUAUGACCGCAAGUGGCUCGAACAUAUCUCUGGUGUUGAGCGGCGCUCGAGGCGUUCCCAAUACGCCCAAACGCAUGUCUUGGGAAGUAUUCGUCAGAGCUUUGACGGUGCCCCAGGAGAGUCUUUAGUGGACCUCAGAAAGGCCAAUGUUAGGAGGUGGUUUUCUUGGCUUGCAAGAGAACAAAAGAACAUAGGCGAUAAUAAUAUUUGGGUUCAAGCGCCAUUUUGUGGUUAUGAUUCAAAAUGGUGGCGAUUGGCGGACGUGUAA